AUGAGGAGAGAAACCGACGAUAACUUUCAGCUCGAAGAUGGGGGACCUGCAAAAAAUGUUGCCAAGUCUGGACGAAGAGCUCGUCUGCCAGUGGACCAGUCAUUUGAAGAGUCUCGCCACACAAGAAAGUCUUCCACCACCGCUUCAUUAGGAGAGGUAUGCGAUCUUCUGAUAACCGAUGGAGCAACUUCUAAACCAACCCGGCGGCAAGGUGGCUGGGCAGAGGAAAACCCUGGACCUGGUUCUGCCAAAUCUUCAAGAAGACCACCUGAAGACCUGGAGGACCGUCGCCUGCGACCGCAAACUCCCCAAGGAUCAGAUGAUGAAGGAGAUAUUCCAGUGAUACCAGACUUAGACGAAGUGCAGGAAGAAGAUCUUACAAUGCAAAUUGCCGUUCCACCAAGCAUCCAGGUGAAUCGAGUGAUGACCUACAGAGAUCUAGACAAUGAUCUGAAGCAUUUUUCUGCUUUCCAAACCUUAGAUGGAGAGAUUGACUUGAAGCUCAUCACCAAGGUUUUAGCACCAGAGCAGGAGGUUCAAGAGGAUGAUGAGAGCUGGAGCUGGGGUCAUCUGUUUACAGAGGUGUCCUCAGAGCUCCUGAUGGAAUGGGAUCAAGGAGAGAGUGAAGAGUUGGAACCAAAGGGUCAAUGA
Nematolebias whitei (Rio pearlfish) is the source of this 651-nucleotide messenger RNA. RefSeq names its product intraflagellar transport protein 43 homolog A (gene ift43). NCBI's taxonomy places the organism in Eukaryota, Metazoa, Chordata, Actinopteri, Cyprinodontiformes, Rivulidae. The record is from RefSeq and is a predicted model, not a curated record. The transcript has 9 exons. Bases 1 to 651 code for a protein of 216 amino acids. Gene Ontology annotation, biological process: intraciliary retrograde transport. Gene Ontology annotation, cellular component: intraciliary transport particle A; cilium.